This is a messenger RNA of Acanthoscelides obtectus, 1962 nucleotides long. The record is from the annotation of a GenBank genome assembly. Lineage: Eukaryota; Metazoa; Arthropoda; Insecta; Coleoptera; Chrysomelidae.
CAGAUACAGUGCUCUGUGAUAAAAUUUCUUGGCAAAAUAUAUGUUUUGUGUUUGUGCCUGUUAUCUGUAUCAAUCUGUAUGGUCGAAAUAGAAAAUGGCGGACGAUUUUGAGGAUGAUAAGUGGCUUUAUGGCGAAACCGGUGAAAAUACUACCGAACCACAACCAAAUAAUGAAGCUAACGACGAACAGCAACCUGAAGAGAGACAAGAGCCUACUCCUAUUCCUCAGGUCAAUUCGUUGUCUGACGGGCCUCCCGGCGUCGAUGAUGGCCCCCCUGGAGUUGAUGACGAACAGCUCGAGAAGGGUGACCGACAAGUGAACGGACAGGAAGUUCAAGAUGGCAUGGAGGAUGGAGAAGUCCGGCAGAACGGAGAUGAUAGCGAUAAGGAGGAUUUAGACGAUGAUAGCGACGACGAUGUGAACGUUGUUAUCGGGGAAAUAAAAGCGACAGCCCCUUCAUAUACCUCUCUAAAUAUCAAGAGGGGUGGCUUGCAGACUGCUGUUGGUGAUAGGAGCAAACAGAUUCAGCAGCAACAACAGCAACCAGGCAAAUUUUCAGUAGAGGAAUUUGAUCAAGUUGGAACCAUAAAUGGUGUACCAUCAACUGAAUAUAAUCUUGAUUCAUUAGAAGACAAGCCCUGGAGAAAACCUGGUGCAGAUAUUACAGAUUACUUCAAUUAUGGUUUUAAUGAAGAUACUUGGAGAGCAUAUUGUGAGAGACAGAAAAGGUUAAGGGUAUCUGAAUCAGGUGUAGGUCUGGUGCCUGCAAAUCCUACUGGGUUACCAUUAAGAGGUCCAAUUCCUAUUACUAAUGAUAACAGCAAAUAUGCAGGAGUGGGAGGUGGUGUGGUAGCUGCAUCUGCAGGUUAUGUGGGUAGGUCGCCAAAGUGAAUAAAAUACGCAAUGUUUUUUUUUUAAUGACUCCAAGGGUGGGGAGCACCAACCAAGUGAAUACAAAAUUAAAUUUAUUAAACAAACAAAUGUUUAAGACCAUUGUAGCCUCAGUAUGAAACAUAUCAUCUUAUUAUUUGUAAAGAGAGCUUAGUUCAUCAAUUUUAUACAUUUUCAGGAACAUACUAAUUUAGUUUUGAAUACUCCUGCCUGGUGCUCAUCACUACAAGUAUGCCUUUUCUGUCUUUCCUUAGAAAAAAAGUGAUUCUGACAUAAAGGGCAAUUUGUGUUAUUUUGACAGAUGUAUUAAAAUAUUCUAUAUUGUAAUCAGGUAGACUGAAAUCAGGCAUGAUGCAUCUGAGAUGUUAUGACGAUUUUAUAGGUGCACAGAGGGGAGCAAUGCCAAUGACAAAAUCAGAUCAACCAAAAGUUAAUGCCAUACAGGUAAUGACAGCGGACAGGAGGGAAUACAGCAGGAAGCCAAACUUCCCAGAUCUUUCAAUGCCUCCUCCAGGUUCAUUUGAGACUUUCCAGCCAGAAUAUGGUUUCAAUCCAGAGCCAGAACCGUUUUAUGGUGGUUAUGAACCUGUACAAGACUUGCAGUGGGGCACGGAACCGAAUCCUAACUGGGCCCCAUCCGACCUGAAGACCCUAACAGGCCCGCCCCCAUCAUCUGACUCCCCUAUGCGACCGCCACAUUCUCGCUCCCCUGGGGGCAGUCGUAAGGAUAGAGAAAGGGAAAGUCCAUCAAGGGAAAGAGGAGAAAGCAGGGCUCGUAGCGAGAAACGUGAGAGGAGCGAACGAGAUCGAUCCCACAGGAGGGAGAGGAGUCGCAGUCGCGGCAGAAGCAGGAGGAAGUCCAAGUCGAGGUCCAGGAGCCCCAGUCAUAGAUCCCAUAGAAAGAAGAAGUCCAGGAGGCAUGAAGACAGUGAGUGAAUAUGAACACUUGUGGGAUAUGAAGUCAUUCCACUGCCUAGAUUUUAAGCUUUACAUUGUUGGUUUGCUUUCGUAUUGAUUGUACUAUGUAAGAAACCUCAAUUAAAGAAAGUAUUUCAAGCACUCUAACAUAA